Messenger RNA from Python bivittatus (Burmese python), 672 nucleotides. Lineage: Eukaryota; Metazoa; Chordata; Lepidosauria; Squamata; Pythonidae. The record is from RefSeq and is a predicted model, not a curated record.
CUGCUCGUGCGUUCAGCAGCAGCAGCAGCUGUUGCAACUCGCGACCUCCGUCGCUCUCCUGCCCAAAUACCAGGUGUUAUAUAUAAGGGAGAAAAAUCCCACUGGCCUCCCCGGGGACCAACCAGAGCGGCCCGCUGGAGCCUCUCCUUGGCUUUGCAACCAUGCCAGGCGGUUUUCUCUCCCUCCCGAAGCAGAGGCUGCUUGGCACUCUUGGGAGGCUGUGGAGGGAGUGGGGCGGCUGCCCCGUUGCUGUCCACGGGGGUGGAAGGGAAGGGGACGGUGCCAGGGUCCCCUUUGGCACAGGUGCCAGCCCGUGGGUGUUUGCAGGGGGCAUCCGGAGCUGGGCUGCAGCUCCCCCGUUGGCCAUGGCUGCCAAGGUGGAUUUGACCACGUCCACCGACUGGAAGGAGGCUAAAUCAUUUCUGAAAGGACUGAACAACAAACAGCGGCGUGAGCAUUACUUCACCAGAGACUUCAUCAAACUGAAGCAGGUACCAACUUGGAAAGAAAUGGCCAAAAGUGCCCGGAUUCACCAACCCGAAGAAACCAUUUACCCCAAAGAUAAUCACCUGAAUGGGAAAAUCUCCCUCGUCCGAGGAGAUAUUACGAAGUUGGAGGUCGAUGCGAUUGUCAAUGCUGGUGAGUGAACGGCAGAUUGGAUCCUGUUUGGCU